UCUUUGUUUUUCUUAUGUUCCCCCAAACCAACAAACUGUUGGCGUGAGAUCUGUGCGGCGCCUCCGCCCUCUGUUUCGGCGCUGAUUCCCUCCCACUCUGUUCCCCGUCCUCAUCCGUGUUCAUCGAGUGUUAUAUUUUUCUUCACUACGAAAGCCAAUCAACUGAAGAGCAGCUUUCUAUAGCCUGAUGGCUGUAGAGAGAGAUAUCUUUGGCAUCGCAGGGCCAACAUAUCUUAAGCCUGUUAACUGGAACUGCGAGAAUAAUAGGAGAUCAGUGGCUUCAUGUUUAGUUCAGGCUGUAUAUGUUUUGGAGAGAGACCGGCAACUAAGUCGUCAAUCUGUUGACUCCGUGGCACCUCCUUGGUGGGAGUUCUUCCAUUUUGAGAUGAUCCGGAAGCUUGUCGAUGAUGCUGACUUGUCUAUAUUCGGUGCAAUAUUUGAAUUUAACCCACCUUCAAGUAAAGAAGCUUCUGCCCAGGAUGCCCCUAGAUUUGUCAUUGCCUUCAGAGGCACCAUAACUGAGAAGGAAACCAUUUCUAGAGAUCUUUCCCUUGACCUCCAUCUUGUUCAAAAUGGACUCCACAAGACCUCAAGAUUUACGAUUGCGAUGCAAGCUGUUCAAAAUGUAGCCUCAGUAUUCCCUGGAUCCUCCAUCUGGCUAGCAGGUCAUUCACUGGGUGCAGGUCUGGCCAUCCUUACCGGAAGAAACAUGGUUAAGAAGGGCGCUCUUCUGGAUAGCUUUCUCUUUAAUCCACCUUUUGUUGCUGCUCCGAUAGAGAGAAUCAGUGAUGAGAGAGUAAAGCAUGGUUUUCGCAUUGCGAGAAGUUUUAUUACCGCGGGACUAACUAUUGCAAUGAAAGGAAAAGCUGAGGGGAACAAUCAGAGGUCUAUUGCGGAAGAACCUUUCAACACUCUGUCAUCAUGGACGCCGUAUCUGUUUGUUAAUCCCGGCGACCAUAUCUGUUCAGAGUACAUUGGGUACUUCAAGCAUCGGAAGAACAUGGAGGAUCUCGGCGCAGGAUUUAUUGAGAAGCUCGCAACCCAAAAUUCAAUUGGAGAUCUGUUCUACAAGGCGUUAGGGUGGGAAUCAGAACCAUUGCACCUUCUUCCAUCUGCUGACUUGAUUGUCAACGUGAGCCCUUCACCGGACUUCAAAUAUGCUCAUGGCAUCAGCCAGUGGUGGCAACCCGAGUUGAACUUGCAAUGCAACAAAUAUCGGUACUCUUAGGUACGCAACAGUGGAAUGAAGACAUCUUAGCAGUAUGAUACAUAUGUCCUUCUCAUAUCUUCAUUUGUUCAUAUGAUUCAUUCAAUUCAUAUUUGUCUGGUAGUAUACGGUGACAUAUUGUUGAACACCUAUGGACUCCACUGACGGCUUGUGCAAAAGCUGUUGAUUUUGUGGAGGAGUGUUCUAACAUUCAUGCAUCUGUAAUUCUGUAUUGUACCUUAUGAAUAUUACCUU
Lolium rigidum is the source of this 1462-nucleotide messenger RNA. RefSeq names its product GDSL esterase/lipase At4g10955-like. The transcript is spliced from 3 exons. The record is from RefSeq and is a predicted model, not a curated record. Gene Ontology annotation, biological process: lipid metabolic process. Bases 188 to 1228 code for a protein of 346 amino acids. NCBI's taxonomy places the organism in Eukaryota, Viridiplantae, Streptophyta, Magnoliopsida, Poales, Poaceae.